Eucalyptus grandis is the source of this 1467-nucleotide messenger RNA. RefSeq names its product long chain acyl-CoA synthetase 7, peroxisomal-like. Lineage: Eukaryota; Viridiplantae; Streptophyta; Magnoliopsida; Myrtales; Myrtaceae. Gene Ontology annotation, molecular function: long-chain fatty acid-CoA ligase activity. The transcript is spliced from 15 exons. Bases 313 to 1467 code for a protein of 384 amino acids. The record is from RefSeq and is a predicted model, not a curated record. Gene Ontology annotation, cellular component: membrane; endoplasmic reticulum.
ACUUGCUGCUCUGGAAAAAUAGGUAGUUGGAGGAAUAGAUAUACACUUGCCCACCCUUCCGCCAACAUCAAGAGUUAAGCUGAUUUCAUACUUGAAACUUCUGAGUCAGCAAUAUCCAGCCUUGUUGCCCCCCAAAGCCAGAAAAUAUUGCAACCAUAUGCUACACAAGUGGAACAACCGGAACACCAAAGGGGGUUGUCUUGACUCAUGGAAACUUAGAUUGCAAAUGCUGCUGGGUAUAGUGAAACGACCAAAUUUUUCUCAUCAGAUAUCUAUCUAUCCUACCUCCCUCUGGCACAUAUAUAUGAAAGAAUGAAUCAGAUCAUUGGAGCAUAUUAUGGGGUUGCUGUCGGUUUUUACCAAGGGGACAACAUGAAACUGAUGGAUGAUUUGGCUGCUUUGAGACCGACUAUUUUUUGCAGCGUUCCUCGACUGUACAACCGGAUAUAUGCAGGAAUAACAAAUGCUGUGAAGUCUUCAGGGAUGCUAAAGGAGAGACUAUUUAGAGUUGCCUUCAAUUCGAAGAAGCAUGCUAUAUUGACAGGCCGGAAUCCAUCACCUAUGUGGGACACACUAGUGUUCAAUAGAAUAAAGGAAAAGCUUGGAGGGCGAGUCCGUUUCAUGGUAUCUGGUGCUUCGCCAUUAUCUUCUGAUGUUGCGGACUUUUUAAGGGUGUGCUUUGGCUGUCAAGUACUUGAAGGGUAUGGUAUGACUGAGACAUCUUGUGUAAUAAGCUGCAUGGAUGAGGGCGACACCUUAUCUGGUCAUGUUGGAUCUCCGAAUCCUGCCUGCGAAAUAAAGCUCGUGGACGUUCCUGAAAUGAACUAUACAUCAGAAGAUCAACCUUAUCCUCGUGGAGAAAUCUGUGUCAGGGGGCCCAUUGUCUUCCAAGGAUACUACAAUGAUGAAGUUCAAACGAGAGAGGUAAUUGAUGAUGACUCUUGGUUGCAUACGGGAGACAUUGGGUUGUGGUUACCAGGAGGCCGCCUUAAGAUUAUUGAUAGGAAGAAGAAUAUUUUCAAGUUGGCACAAGGUGAAUAUAUAGCACCAGAAAAGAUUGAGAACGUGUAUUCCAAGUGCAAGUUCAUCUCACAGUGUUUUGUGUAUGGCGAUAGCUUGAACUCUUGCUUAGUGGCGGUUGUUGCUGUGGACCUGGAGGUGCUGAAAGAAUGGGCUGCAUCGCAAGGCAUCGAGUACGAGGCUUUACGACAGCUAUGCAAUGACCAGCGGGCACGGGAAGCUGUUCUUGCUGAAAUGGACGACAUUGGCAGAGAAGCGGAGUUGCAAGGCUUCGAAUAUGUGAAGGCCGUGGCGCUGGUGCUCGAACCAUUCACGGAGGAGAACGGACUUCUCACCCCAACAUUUAAGAUCAAGAGGUCUCAAGCCAAAGCCCACUUUGCUAAGGUGAUAUUGGACAUGUACGCCGAGCUUUCUAGAUCUGAGCCAUCUCCUCAGAAGGUCUCCUGA